Triplophysa rosa is the source of this 1719-nucleotide messenger RNA. It is a transcript of the gene plac8l1, whose product is annotated as PLAC8 like 1. The transcript is spliced from 5 exons. Bases 298 to 831 code for a protein of 177 amino acids. The record is from RefSeq and is a predicted model, not a curated record. NCBI's taxonomy places the organism in Eukaryota, Metazoa, Chordata, Actinopteri, Cypriniformes, Nemacheilidae.
AUGCUGAGAGAGACAUUAACAUGCACUUGACUGCCAAACAUAACCGACCCCAUCUACAAAUCUCCAUGCAAUGUUCAUCGUGACCCAGUUUAAUGUGUGCGGCAGAAGGAAGUGAUGCGAAACAUUAACCUCAAGAGAACGUGCUAUUCUGCAUAGUCUUUAUUUGUGCUCUUGGGGUGAGUUUGUGUAGCGUCACGCGUCUGAAUCGCAGACGGCUGGGGCCUUAUCAGCUCAAAGCAGCUUUCUGUCGGGGCUUUUCGGCCAACUGGCUAUCAGAAAGAACACGCCACUGUCACUAUGGGAAACUCAACCUUACUUUUUUUCUGCAGUCUCUUGUCGUUGCUUGGGGUUGUAUGCCAAUUUGACAUUCACUGCUAUCACCAAAUGGACUCAUCGGGUGGAAGAGACGAGAAACCAAUUGUAAAAGGAUAUGAAAAGACAGAGCUUCCUGUUCUCACUCAACCUGGUCUUGGUGUGGCCACAACGACGGUGACCACUAUCACUCAGACAGGAGGAGACUGGACUACGGGACUCUUUGACGUGUGUGGUGACACCAGCACAUUUCUGAUGGGUGCGUUUUUGCCCUGCUGUCUGGACCUGAGUCUCGCUCAUCAGUAUGGAGAAUGCUUGUGUUUGCCCCUGCUGCCCGGCUCCACGUUUGCCAUGAGAGUGGGCAUCAGAGAACGCUUUAAAAUCAGGGGCAGUGUGUGUGAGGACUGGACUGCUGUAUGUUGCUGCUACCCUCUGGCCCUCUGUCAAAUGAUCAGAGAGAUGAAGAAGAGGCUGAAGACACAAAUCUACACUGUUUCCACCAUGCUGGACAGCUCCUGAGACACUCCUGGUGUGUGUGUGUGUGUGUGUGUGUGAGAGUGUGUGUGUUCAUGUUUGUAUAUCCCGGUGGGGACCUAAACCUGAAUGCACACCAACACAUGGGGACUCGUGUCACCGUGGGGACCAAAAUUGAGGUCCCCAUGGGCAAAAAAGCUAAUAAAUUGUACAGAACAAUAUUUUUUUUAAAUCUAAAAAUGCAAAAAGUGUUCUAUCUUUAGGUUUAGGGGUAGGGGAUAGAAUAUACAGUUUGUACAGUAUAAAAAACAUUACGCCUAUGGACUGUCCCCACGGGGAUAGUAAACCAGACAUGUGCAUGUGUGCGUGCGUGUGUGUGAUAUCCAUCCUCAUCAAUGUUUUUGGCGAUGGUAAAAGACCGAGGAGCUGUCAGCAUGUUUAUCACCCUGGGUCCUGAAGUUCACGCAGGGUUAGUCAGAUCAGUACUCUCUCUUUGAAGAUUGAUGUCGCUGACAUUUUAGAUUGAUGGAGAAACAGAUGGGUGGAGAGAUGGAGGAUUGAAGGUUAUGAUGUGUUCUGGGAACGUGUGUAGCUUGACUUCUGAUCUCAUGAUACACGUACACAUGCAGUUUCAGCUUUUUAUUAUUUGUGUUCUUUUUUUAAACUUUUCUAUCAAAUGAAAUUCUAAAUAAAUAAAAAUGAAUUUCUUUUUACAUGUUUUUUAUUUUUGUGACACAUCGGUCAGUCACACAGUCCGGUAAACUCAAGGCACUGGUUGAAUCAUUGACGUUGGAGGCUUCAACUAACAGUUCAAUGUUUUGAAAGCCCUGAAGACAAGACCAUAUCAAUCUAGAUUAUGCUGGAUUGCACAUGUAAAUGCUAAUUGUCAUAAUGGAAACUGAAAAUGUAUUUUAAUAUAAAAAACACAGUCAA